GUGCAGUACAGUAGCUCUCUUGCUUCGUAGAGCGGCACUUCGUCACUUUCGCAGCCGUGCGAAAUCCCGAGGCGAACAAGUAGAGCGAGCCGCGUCGCCAUCUUUAGGAACGGUACCGACUGUCUCCGCUACCGCCGCCUGCACGUCUCUAAGAGCUGAAAAUCAGUCCGCGACUGUAGCAAAGGGAUCUGUGUGUUCAGUGCGACAGCGCGUAAUUACUUUUUGUUUUCUAUCGCGAGAAGACGCGACUACACGAGGUUCGUUCGCGAUGUUCAUUUAAUGCGAGUAGCAAGUCAAAGUUUUCUGUGGUGUUCGUGCCGUGUAAGUCGAGCAGACGACGUUUCGCAAGCUCUGUCACCGAGGGUUGAAGAGCGAUCGAAACCGACGUCGUUCUCUCGCUCUUGUUCGACCCUUGCUCCAAACUAUCGUUCUCGAGCUGCGAUUUUGCCAUUCGGUGCGUACUGCCGCUGUGAGAACCGACAAGUGUUUCCAGUGUUUUGAUUUGUCAAGUCAGAGUGGGACAAAAGUCGGAACGUCGACGAAAGUUGCAAAGAGGUAUAACGGGAGAUUGCGGCGACUGUUUAGAGGAGAGAAUAAAGAGACAAGGACAAGGAAGGGAAGGACUGUGACGGCUUCGGUGAACGAGACGACAACGACGGGCCAGUACAAUUGACAGGAAAGAUGGCGCGAGUUGCGGACGAGGAUUAAUGCUGACCCAUUUUUCCGCGCGAAAUCGCUCGGUCUCGCUCUUUGUCGUACAAUUAAGGGACCACGAAGGUUCAAGCUAGAGUGCUAGAGGUCACACGGUUGUCGUCAAGUAAGUCGAACUGGAGAAAAAAAAGAAAGGAAGGAUAGUCCGUUAGUCGGUAGGAGUGUGUAUUCGUCGUUCAGUGCGCGCGUGUGCCCUGUUCUUGCGUAAGUGUGAGUGCCCUCUUGUACGUGUACAAGUCUCUCGUAGGGCCAACGUCGACAACUGUCGGUGAGAAACAAUUGCGGGCUAUCGGGUGACGAUAGUGGACAGUGGAUAGAGGACAAGGACGGUGAAGUAGAAGGUAGUGGCAAUUUGAAAAAGAGCGCGGUGAUCGGCGGGGCUGUGGUAGGCUCGGCUACGGAAGAGGACAAACGAAAACGGAAACGAAGACGCGGUCUUCUAAAACUUCUUGAGGUGUGUAGAGCCCUGGCUGGCUCGGGUACGUACGCGGCUGCUAAGAUGGGCAACAAUGCCGCAACCGCAAACAAAAAAGUCGACGCCGCCGAGAGCGUCAAGGAAUUUCUCGACAAGGCAAAGAAGGAGUUCGAGGACAAGUGGAAAAGAAAUCCGACAAACACCGCGGCGCUCGACGAUUUCGAGCGUAUCAAGACACUGGGCACCGGUUCGUUCGGCCGUGUCAUGAUAGUGCAACACAAGCCGACCGGGGAGUAUUACGCCAUGAAGAUACUCGACAAGCAGAAGGUCGUGAAACUCAAGCAGGUUGAACAUACGCUUAACGAAAAGAGGAUACUGCAGGCGAUUAGCUUCCCGUUUCUGGUCUCGUUGCGGUUUCACUUCAAGGAUAACUCGUAUCUUUACAUGGUCCUCGAAUACGUACCGGGUGGCGAGAUGUUCAGCCAUCUGCGAAAAGUUGGCCGCUUCUCAGAGCCGCAUUCACGUUUCUACGCGGCACAGAUUGUGUUAGCGUUCGAGUACCUUCACUACCUCGACUUAAUCUAUAGGGACCUGAAGCCGGAGAAUCUGUUGAUUGACUCGCAGGGCUAUCUGAAGGUCACGGAUUUCGGUUUCGCCAAAAGGGUACAGGGUAGAACAUGGACCUUAUGCGGCACUCCAGAGUAUCUCGCCCCCGAGAUCAUUCUCAGCAAAGGUUACAACAAAGCUGUUGACUGGUGGGCGCUCGGUGUCCUGGUCUACGAGAUGGCUGCCGGUUAUCCACCAUUUUUCGCUGAUCAGCCGAUACAAAUCUACGAGAAGAUUGUCAGCGGAAAGCCACGAUUCCCCUCGCAUUUCGGAUCCGAUUUGAAAGACUUACUGCGUAACCUGCUGCAAGUCGACCUCACUAAAAGGUACGGCAAUCUAAAGGCCGGUGUAAACGAUGUCAAGGGUCACAAGUGGUUCGCCAGUACUGAUUGGAUAGCGGUCUUCCAAAAGAAAAUCGAAGCCCCGUUCAUACCGAAAUGCAAAGGGCCAGGUGAUACCAGCAAUUUCGACGACUACGAGGAGGAGACGCUCAGGAUUUCGUUGACGGAGAAGUGUGCCAAGGAAUUCGCCGAAUUUUGAAUUCCCACACCGAUUCAAGAUGGAUACACGUAUCGCGUGUAUAUUCAUACGCGAUGGUUUGUCGCUCGUUUGCUUUUCUUCGGGCGAGAAAUAUAGAUGAAGUAAGAGAGAGAGAGAGAGAGAGAGAGAGAGAACGAGAAGAGAGAGAGAGAGAGAGAGAGAAAGAGAGCGAGAAUGAAGAUAUUAGAAGAAAAAGGAGAGAGAGAGAGAGAAAGAGAGAGUGAAAGAGUGUAAGAGAGUGUAAACGAGAGAAUGUAUUACAUGUAUACACGUAUAUACACGUGUGUGUAUGAACAUAUGUAUGAUUGUGUGCGUUUACGGGCACGUCCGAUGCAAUAGUGUAUAGAGAGAAAGGAAAAGGCGGUUUAGAAGAGCCG
Frieseomelitta varia is the source of this 2649-nucleotide messenger RNA. It is a transcript of the gene Pka-C1, whose product is annotated as cAMP-dependent protein kinase catalytic subunit 1. Gene Ontology annotation, molecular function: cAMP-dependent protein kinase activity; ATP binding. Lineage: Eukaryota; Metazoa; Arthropoda; Insecta; Hymenoptera; Apidae. Bases 1211 to 2272 code for a protein of 353 amino acids. The transcript is spliced from 2 exons. Gene Ontology annotation, cellular component: nucleus; cAMP-dependent protein kinase complex. The record is from RefSeq and is a predicted model, not a curated record. Gene Ontology annotation, biological process: peptidyl-serine phosphorylation.